Molecule: messenger RNA, 546 nt
Organism: Trematosphaeria pertusa
Lineage: Eukaryota; Fungi; Ascomycota; Dothideomycetes; Pleosporales; Trematosphaeriaceae
Exons: 3
Source: RefSeq, a predicted model, not a curated record
CUCUUCACGAUGGAGAACCCAGCCAAAGAAAUCACCCGCGUAAUCCACCUCCUCACGCAAUCGCCGCCCUCGAUACAGCGCGACACGAUAGAAACCCACUUCACGCCCAAUGCCUCGUUCACGCACCCGUUCUGCCGGACAGGAAGCUGGGAAAACUCGCGGUUCCUCGUGCGGGCCAUAUACCGCUGGUACAAGAUCAUGAGUCCGCGAAUCGAUCUUGAGGUCAAGUCUGUUGCUUACGACGAACCCAACCUCAUCCUCUACGUCAGCAUUCACCAGAUCUUCCGCAUCUGGGUCAUCCCCUUCUACAAAGCGCCAGUAUCUCUCGUUAGCGUCCUCACUCUCAAACACAACCGCGGCGACAGAAAAUACUACAUCGACAGCCAGAACGACCUAUACCAGGUAGACGAGUUUAUCAAGUUCGUGGCGCCUCCGGGCUGGAUACUGGUCUGGCUAUGGCAAUUCUGGUCGACCUUCUUUUGCCUGCUCGGAGCGGUCGCUCUGUGGCCGGUCAGUCUCAUAGAAGAGCUGAUCUGGGAAGAAGGC